CGGCGCGGAGCGGACGAUGGAGAAUUUCACAGCACUCUUCGGGGCUCAGGCUGACCCGCCACCGCCUCCAGCCACACUCGGUUUCGGCCCAGGAAAGCCCCCGCCCCCGCCUCCGCCUCCUCCGGGAGGAGGACCCGGGGCUGUCCCGCCGCCCUCUGCGGCCACAGCCCCUCCUGGCGCCGACAAGUCAGCGGCUGGUUGUGGCCCCUUCUAUCUGAUGCGGGAACUGCCUGGCAACACUGAGCUAACAGGCAGCACCAAUUUGAUUACACACUACAACCUGGAACAUGCCUACAAUAAAUUCUGUGGGAAGAAGGUGAAAGAGAAGCUAAGUAAUUUCCUUCCUGACCUGCCAGGAAUGAUCGAUUUGCCUGGAUCCCAUGACAACAGCAGCCUCCGCUCCCUCAUUGAAAAGCCUCCCAUUCUUGGUGGAUCCUUUAACCCUAUCACAGGGACCAUGCUGGCUGGCUUCCGCCUCCACACUGGCCCGUUGCCAGAGCAGUGUCGUCUGAUGCAUAUUCAGCCUCCCAAGAAGAAGAAUAAGCACAAACACAAACAGAGCCGGACCCAGGAUCCUGUCCCCCCAGAAACACCAUCUGAUUCAGAUCACAAAAAGAAGAAAAAGAAAAAAGAGGAGGAUCCUGAACGGAAAAGAAAGAAGAAAGAAAAGAAGAAAAAGAAGAAUCGACACAGUCCAGACCACCCAAGUAUGGGCAGUUCCCAGGCCAGUAGCAGCAGUAGCCUCCGCUAA
Chrysochloris asiatica (Cape golden mole) is the source of this 751-nucleotide messenger RNA. RefSeq names its product mediator complex subunit 19 (gene MED19). Gene Ontology annotation, molecular function: transcription factor binding; transcription coregulator activity. Gene Ontology annotation, biological process: positive regulation of transcription by RNA polymerase II. Gene Ontology annotation, cellular component: mediator complex. The record is from RefSeq and is a predicted model, not a curated record. The coding region runs from base 17 to 751 and encodes 244 amino acids. The transcript is spliced from 5 exons. Lineage: Eukaryota; Metazoa; Chordata; Mammalia; Afrosoricida; Chrysochloridae.